Psylliodes chrysocephalus is the source of this 2751-nucleotide messenger RNA. NCBI's taxonomy places the organism in Eukaryota, Metazoa, Arthropoda, Insecta, Coleoptera, Chrysomelidae. The record is from the annotation of a GenBank genome assembly.
UCUGAACCUAAACCUACCACAAUCGACAAUCAAAUCGCCGUCCUCUCGCGUGCUGCACGGACAUUCUUCCUCAAUAUCUCGCCGUGUUGCGAUACCACAUCUCGGGGCGAUAAAAAAGAUCGCCUUGGGCGGCCCGAGAAGACCGAAAAAAGACCGGGUCUCGAAUAUUGUUUUUUUUUUCUUUCACUUUUUUAAUUUCAAUUUUGUGAGAAAUGAAGCGAAGGAAAUUUGUCGCUUUGGUAAUUUGUAUGUUUUGCGUGAACGAAAUUGUGAUAAAUUAUUGUUGUUGUGAUGUCGUUUCGUCGUUUUCGCCACCGUCGUCGCAAGUUAGCAACUUCCAGAAUGCUAUACAGCAACAGAACACCAUCUCAAUCCUCAGUUCCAUAGAAGAACGAUUAAGAAAUUUAGACAACAUUUAUUCCAUGCAAUUAUCGCAAAACAUAGAAUCUAAGCUGGACCAAUACAACAGAAAACUGGAAAAUUUAGAGAGUAAAGUGAUGAGGCUUGAGUCAAUAGUAAUGAUGAAUUUAGCGAAAAUAUCGGAAAAUAUUAGCACAAAAAAUUUCAAAGAUGAUAUUACCAAAACGGAGACAGUGCGAAAACUCGAUUCUAUAUACGAAAGUAUCAUGCACAGAUUUAAUUAUAUAGAGAGAAAAUUGGAGACCAAUAAUGCGAAAAUUCAAGAAAAAGUGGAAAGCACGUUUGCAUAUCUGGAUCAAAUGGAAAAAGGCACAACCAAACGGGAUUCUGACUUAGAAACGGAACUGUCGGCCGUAAUCUCGGCUAUAGACGAUCUUAAAAAAACCUAUAAAACUACCGAACAAAAAGUUUCGAAUAUAACACAGGAUAAUUUGAACGUCUCUAAACAUACCUUCACUUUAUUGACGAAGUAUAACGCAGACAAUCGAAAAUCAAUGAACAAAUUGCACGAUAACAUAGUAGGAAUUCUCCAAUAUUCCGACAACAGAACUACACAACAAAUGAAGAUAACCGAAGAUACUAAUAUAAUAUUAAAACAGAUGAAGGUUGAACUAAAAGAAGAUUUUAACAGCUAUGCAAAUAAGGUGGCAGAUAUGAAUUCGGACAUGUGGAAGAACACCGACACAACUGAAGACGAUUUAAAAAAUAUAGGUUCCGUUGUUAACAGUACCAAAAGCGAAUUACAAAAUGGAGUAAGAUCUUUAAUGAUACAAAUAGGAAAACUGUCACAGAAAGAAAACGACGUUACUUCUGGUAGCGAUUAUAAGGAGAUAGAGCAAAAAAUGAGCACAAACUUUGACAAAAUUUUAACGAACCAAGAAGUAUUUUUGGAAAGCUGUCAUCGGCUGCAGAUGGACGAGUCACAAAUAGAAUCCGAAAUUAGCGUUAUGUUGAAUAAACUAAUAGAUAUGCUUGAAAAAAAGUUCGCAUCCGAAGUGAAGGACAUCAAGAAUUUCGAGAAAAACCUCAAAAGUCACGAUAACAGAAUAAAUCGGAAUUUAUUUCAAGCCAACCAAAAUAUAAUAUCUCUAUUCGAAAAGACCACCAUGAACACUCAAAUGGUCACGUCCGAAAUCAGAAAAAUAGGUACCGAUUUGAAUGCCCUAUUUGCUUUCGUUCAAAGCACAACUAACGAAGGUGGCUCACCAGCACUAACCGCACUUACUUCAAAGGUAAUUUUAGACAAACUAAAUGGUAUAGAAAGAAGUUCAAGAAAUCUAGAAAAUAUAUUAUCAAAUCAGAAAAUAGAAAACGUUUCUAACCACCAAGUUUUCAAAGAAGUUCAAAAAUUGUCUAAAUCCUUAUCAACCAUUGUAGGAAAAAUACAAAAUUUUACAAGAUAUUUCAAUGAUCAACAAAAUGACUCCAUCAGUAAGUUGGAGAACAUCAUUAAGAAAAAUAUAAUAAUAACAACAUCUACAACUUUACCUGUAAUGCCUCCAUUAACAAAACCAGUAGUUAAUGAAACUAUGAGACAAGCCAUUAAAAAUGUAUUUGGCAACAAUCCAUAUCAUUUAAAUCAAACUAUUCAAAAUCAAAAGAAAAAUUGUACUCAAAAUUACCGAAAUCUGAUAGACAUAAGAGCUGAUGCUAGUGAAGAUUGUGUAGAAACACCUGAAAAACGAAAACCAACCAAAAAGCCAAGACGCAGAAAAUUGAAAUAUGAUAUAGAUAUAAGAGGUGAUAUUAAUUCAAGAAUGAUUGAUGAAGAUGAUGACUAUGAAGAUAGUGCAACCGAGGGUGCUACAGUAACAACAGAAACAACAACCACAACCGAUAAUUUAACUGAAGAAAAUAAAACAGUAACAACUACAACAGAAGAAAAUGACAAUACAAAUUUAUAGUGGCACUAAUAAUAUAAAAUAUUCAAAGAGCAUUUAUUUUAUAUAUAAUUUUAGAAUUUGCUACUUAAUUAUUGGUCAUUAAAUAUUUAAAACAGUUUUAAAUUAUUGUUGAAAAUAAAAAUAGGUAUUAUUUUUGUUAAUUGGUUAAAUGUGGUUUAACAUUAUAAUAAUAUUGAAGGUAGUUAAACAGUAAAUAAGUAUUUUUAAGGACCAAAUUCCACUUAUCUUCAAUAUUAUUCAAAUUUAUUGAAAUAAAUACAAAUAAAUUAAAAAGAAAAACAUAUUUCUUCAUAUGCUGUGAAUGUUCAAUCUUUGAACACUUUUUGGAUUCCAUUUGAUAGAAAAUGUGCCCAGUUAAUAUUUUAUUACACCAAAUGUAUAUUAAACUAUAAGAACUAAUCUUUUUUAUAAUGUAUUUAGCUGUGAC